Miniopterus natalensis is the source of this 2872-nucleotide messenger RNA. It is a transcript of the gene ZDHHC23, whose product is annotated as zDHHC palmitoyltransferase 23. The record is from RefSeq and is a predicted model, not a curated record. Lineage: Eukaryota; Metazoa; Chordata; Mammalia; Chiroptera; Miniopteridae. Gene Ontology annotation, molecular function: protein-cysteine S-palmitoyltransferase activity. Gene Ontology annotation, biological process: protein targeting to membrane; peptidyl-L-cysteine S-palmitoylation. Gene Ontology annotation, cellular component: endoplasmic reticulum; Golgi apparatus.
CAGGCGUUGGCGGUUGAUCAGACAGAGGAAUGAAUGUGUUUACAGGAUGUGAGUUGUGUUCUUUCCUCCUUUACCUUCUGAGGGCUCCUUGCACCUCAUGGUGACAGGUGGGAAUCAUGACACAGAAGGGCAGUUUGAAGUCGGUGAAGAAAAACAAGGCGGAAGAACCUGAAUUGGAGCCCCUGUGCUGCUGCGAAUACAUAGAUCGAAAUGGGGAGAAGAACCACGUGGCCGCUUUUUUAUGUGAUUGCCAAGAUCUGGAUGAAGGGUGUGAGAGAUGGAUUACCUGUAAAUCCGCACAGCCGGAGACCUGUGAAAGAAUCAUGGAUACAAUCUCUGAUCGCCUCCGAAUUCCUUGGCUUCGAGGAGCCAAAAAAGUUAACAUUAGCAUCAUUCCCCCGCUCGUCCUCCUGCCCGUCUUCCUCCGAGUGGCCUCCUGGCAUGUCCUCCUGGGGGCGGGGGUCCUGGCCUCCCUCCCGGCGCUGGGCCUGUGGUACUACUACCUCACGCACAGGAGGAAGGAGCCCACGCUGUUCUUCCUGAGCCUCGGGCUCUUCUCUCUGGGCUACAUGUACUACGUGUUCCUGCAGGAGGUGGUCCCCAAAGGGCGUGUGGGGCCCACCCAGCUGGCUCUUCUUACCUGCGGGUUGUUUCUGAUCCUCGUAGCCUUGUAUAGAGCCAAGAAGAAUCCAGGCUACCUCAGAAAUCCAGGCAGCGAGGACGCAUCUCUAGGCAGGAGCCGAACCCAGUGCCCGGACAGAAAAGGGCAGAAGCCCAGAGGGCUCCUCAGCGCAGAUCCGUCAGCCGUUCUCAACAACCGCACGCUGAGGGAUGACCAGAAGGGCUCGUCCAGGCUCUUGGCCGGAAGCCCCCCCAAGGUGAAGGAGGACUGGUGUGCCCAGUGCCAGCUGGUGCGACCCGCCCGGGCGUGGCAUUGCCGGAUAUGUGGCAUCUGUGUGAGGAGAAUGGAUCAUCACUGUGUCUGGAUAAAUAGCUGUGUCGGAGAAUCAAAUCAUCAAGCAUUUAUACUUGCCCUGUCCGUCUUCUUGCUCACCUCGGUGUAUGGGAUCACGCUGACCUUGGACACCAUUUGUAGAGAUAGAAGUGUCUUCACAGCCCUCUUCUAUUGUCCUGGAGUUUAUGCAGAUUACAGCUCGGCUCUGUCCUUCACGUGCGUGUGGUACUCUGUGAUCAUCACAGCGGGCAUGGCCUACAUCUUCCUGAUCCAGCUGAUAAACAUCAGCUACAACGUGACCGAGAGGGAAGUGCAGCAGGCCCUUCGACAGAAGACGGGGCGCCGGCUCCUCUGUGGGCUCAUCGUGGACACAGGCCAGUACAAUAGGGGCUUCCUGCGGAACUGGCACCAGUUCUCCACCCUGGGCACUGCCCCGUUCCAGCACCCCGCCGAGGACAUUGUCUGAAGUGCCUUCCAUGCGGAUCCGCGAGGGGCGGCGCCUCCCUCUGCUUCCCUCCAUCCUACACUCCGGUGUCCAUGCGGGGUGUUUGCUUUUAUCCCGAUUUUCUUAAAGGCAUUAUAGGGCUAUGCUCAGGUUUAGAGACUGGACUGGAGAAAUGAAUUUUUCUGACUUCACAACUUAAGAGGUUUUUAUAUCGAAGCAGUAAAAGUAGAGCCAAUCCUUUCCAGUCACUGUGUGAACUGACUCAGUCACCGAAAGUUGAAAAGCAUGUGGAUUGCUAAUGCACAAAUUGAUAGAAGCAAUCCCCAUCCCUUAGUGUGGGAGGAAGAGUCUGGGUUAGGAUAGUUUCUAGUCCCUCUUUUGAUUCCCAAUAGCCAUGUGACCCCUCGUCGAGUCACUUCCCCGAGUCUCAGGUUCAUCUGUAAGGUGGGGUCCCGACGCCUGCCCUGGAUUCCUCACAGAGCGACCGUGAGGGUCACCCGAGGGGUGAGGUGUGUGAAAAGCACUGGAAAUUAAAGCAUCAGGGAGGCAUGAAGUAUUACUAGGAAAAUCCCUGGCUGAAAGAAAUGUUUGUAGGUCAGAAUAUUGAAGCCAAUAUUAUUAAUCUCUUUUUAGGCAUUUCAGAGUGCAAAAGAAGAUCCCAAAUGCCGUGCUGUACAGUUACGGGAAUUUCUCUUUUGGAAGCAUUAGACAGUAACUACUCAGAUGGGGUAGUCAAUGACCAGGUGGAUUUACAGUGUCACCUGGUCUUGAAAGGAGAGUUGAUACCAGUUAUGAAGAUAAUUAUCGCUGGUGUAAUGUACAGUGGUUGUGAGUUUGGGUGAUGAGUUCCUAUGUGUAUCUUAUUUCUUAGGUAUUUAUUGUUUAGAUUUACUCUAAAUAACUCCAGUAGGCAUUAGUGUUUCUUCCUCUUUCCACGUCUCACCUGGCAAGGUGCUAGCCACGCUGUGACGAUGGCUGGAAGAGGCAGACAGACAAGCCUACAGGGAACGCCUUACCCUCUUCCUGGGUAGGGUGGCUGGUUAAUAUCAAGGGCUCGAUUUUUUGUUUGUGUGAUUCGAAUGCUGUCAGCUUUAGCACUAAGUUGCAAUAAUCCGUCUUCCAGCAUUCACAUUAUUCUGGCACAGACUCUUUUUGAGGGUUGACUGACAUCUUCCUCUUAACUUGCACAUUACUUGUCAUUCACCUUUCCUUAGAUAACAGUAUCUCACCAGGAGAGAAAAACAGGGUAUAUGUGGUUUCCACUAAUUAAUGGACUACUGUUCUUUCCUUGUUCUUCCUAAAAUACCAAGUUGUUUCUUUAAUGAUAUCUCAAAACUGAAAAUGUAUAAAGAAUUAAAUAUGUAUGUAUAAUGGGUCUAUUCUUCCACAGAACUAAGAUGAGGCAAUUUCAGAUGGGGAAAAAAAAUCUUGAAAUAUUUGGUUUUGUACCUGUAAUUUUUAAAUUGAAUUUA